Molecule: messenger RNA, 450 nt
Organism: Penicillium malachiteum
Lineage: Eukaryota; Fungi; Ascomycota; Eurotiomycetes; Eurotiales; Aspergillaceae
Exons: 2
Coding region: 1-450 (149 amino acids)
Source: RefSeq, a predicted model, not a curated record
AUGAUCCAGCAUGCGGUAGCUCUCACUAUGGCUCGAUUUUGCGGCAAUGAGAUGGGUUCAUUGUUCGCCCAAGACCCGGAUUACAGCGAGUCUUCAGAAGAGAUCCUCAGCAAGAAGGACUUUCAAAUCGUCGGCCGUCACGGAGCAGGUGGAUUCGCAGAAAUCGACGACGACUCAAUUGUGAUCUCGGCAUUCCCCAACGCACCAGUCAAGCAGAUGAUUGCCGAUCUGGCUCGACCCGUCCUCAUAAUCUCCCGUGGCUACUCAUUCUUCAAUGAAAAAGGGAAGCCAUUUGCGGACGCCGACUCCCCGAGAACAAGGGAUAUGUGGGUUGACUAUGAUACAUACUGCAUUCCAGUCGACCACAAUGAGGUUGAGAUGCGCCUGGCAUUGCAAGGAUUGCAGUUGUAUCAUAGGCGCCCACAGGCAGUUGAAGCACGAGGAGAUUGA